AUGGCUUCCUGGCACACACUUCCCACCGAACUCCACCUCCAAAUCGUUGAAUGCCUCGAAGAAAAGGAGGCUAGAACUUUCUCUGCCGUUAACCUGCAAGCAUACCGUGUCUGCGUUCCGUUGCUUUUCAGACAUGUACAUCUCCAACAUCUGGAUAGUUUCGUCAACAACGUUCCACGAGCGUAUUACCGUCACAUUCACACCCUCGAGCUUCACGUUAACGGUCACAUCGAUGCACUGAGCACUCUACUCACCGCAACCCCCUGUCUAACAACUCUCGUCCUCCAUCUCAAUGGUUCUAUUGAGCAUGAUAUAAUUCCUGCAUUCCUACACGCAAGGGCCUUGCGAAGCCUGACGAUCCGAAAUGUGUCUCCUGAAGUGCUGGCUCCAUUAAGCGAGCGUCUGGUUGUUUCCAUUGCAGCCUCAGUACCCGAGCUGCACCAUCUUCACCUCGAACGCAUCUCCCGUUCGGUCCUUCACGCUCCCGAACUUGUCGGCAAGCACCCUUUCGUGCCUCUUGUCGCGGGAGACUCGGAUAUUCCACACCACCCUACUUUGGGUGCCUCACUCAAUCUUCCGUCUUUGCUGUCGAUUCCAUCUUUAAAACAGCUGACAAUUCACGACACCCAUCUUGGAGAUCCAAUGUGGACAACAACACCAGUUUUGUGCAAUCUCCAGAUGCUCGAUCUCGGCAGUUGCGCUCACGAACCUAGUGCACCCAACCGCCUAGCCAUCGAACGUAUCAUGUCAGCGGUCGGACCAUCACUCUCUGCUUUCUCCCUCCCCACUGCCCUUGAAGCGCCGCCUCCUUUACCCCGCCUCCGGUCUCUUCACAUUUCACCCUUCGUUCCGCCCGACCAAGUCGUCGAUACGGUUGCGGCCCUUGCGGAGUCGCCAAUCGAGGCGCUGAGUGUACAGUGCUUUGCGGAGGAUGUUGCUGACGCAUGUGGAGCUCUCGAAGCAUUUCUGGCUCUUCGAUGUAGUCGCGGUCCCUCCUUCUUUGGGAAACUGAGUCGCAUUGAUGUUGCCAUUUCUGGCGAGUUGGACGCACUGGAUCCUGCGCAUGACAAGGCCGCUGAGCGGCUGAUGGACUUUUGUAGAAAUAUCCAUCUCACCAGCUUUGUGCCUAGAAAGCGUCGAACCUCUGCUGGAGACCGUCUACGUUCUAAUUCAUGUGCAUUUUGA
Mycena indigotica is the source of this 1185-nucleotide messenger RNA. RefSeq lists its product as uncharacterized. The record is from RefSeq and is a predicted model, not a curated record. The transcript is spliced from 3 exons. Bases 1 to 1185 code for a protein of 394 amino acids. Lineage: Eukaryota; Fungi; Basidiomycota; Agaricomycetes; Agaricales; Mycenaceae.